AUGUUGGUGCUUCUAGCUUUCAUCAUUGUCUUCCACAUCACCUCCGCGGCCUUGCUCUUCAUUGCCACCAUCGACAAUGCCUGGUGGGUAGGAGAAGAGUUCUUUGCAGAUGUGUGGAGAGUCUGCAUGAACAACACAAAUUGUACAGAGAUCGGUGACAACUAUGCCGACUACAGUACCUUGCAGGCCAUCCAGGCCACCAUGAUCCUUUCUACCAUCCUCUGCUGCAUCGCCUUCAUGAUAUUCCUGCUCCAGCUCUUCCGCCUCAAGCAGGGAGACCGAUUUGUCUUAACCUCCAUCAUCCAGCUCAUGUCCUGCCUGUGUGUCAUGAUUGCAGUUUCCAUAUACACAGACCAGCGCCAGGACCUUCACCAGAAGAAUUCCGAGCAGUACUACAGGUUUACCUCAGAAGGCAGAUAUGGCUACUCCUUCAUCCUGGCCUGGGUGGCCUUUGCCUUCACCUUCAUCAGUGGGAUCAUGUAUCUAAUACUGAGAAAGCGCAAAUAA
Chrysochloris asiatica (Cape golden mole) is the source of this 507-nucleotide messenger RNA. It is a transcript of the gene EMP2, whose product is annotated as epithelial membrane protein 2. The transcript has 4 exons. NCBI's taxonomy places the organism in Eukaryota, Metazoa, Chordata, Mammalia, Afrosoricida, Chrysochloridae. Gene Ontology annotation, cellular component: plasma membrane. Bases 1 to 507 code for a protein of 168 amino acids. The record is from RefSeq and is a predicted model, not a curated record.